CAACGAGCUGCAGAUGAAUUGCAAUAGUAUAAGAAAUAAAAACCAAAAAGUUUGUGAAAAAUUUAGUGUUCAAAUGAAAAGUAAACCAUAAAAAUCCAUUGUGAAAAAUUGUGGGUGGUGUGGGAGACUCAAUAGUAAAAGAGCGUAAGCCAAAGUCAGCGCAAGGCGAGAGUGAGUGUGUAUGCGUACGUGUGUGUGUGUCAGUCGAGGAGCACGACAUGUAUUUGAUGUAUACUCAGCGGCCGAAGAGAGCGCAGCUAUAAACAAGAACAAAACACACAUGCACAUAUACAUACAAACUGGCACAACAGUAGCAUAGCUUGUUGUGGGGGAGUGGGAGCCACAGUCGGUUACGAGUAAUACGCCAACGCGAGCAAAGAACGGCAAAGAAAAAAAAAAGAGGAAAAGAAAAGGAAGCACACACGUACGCAGCAAAAAACAAGGAUAUUGCAAGAAUAACUAUAAAAACCGAAAGUAGAGUGACUCAAGUAGAAAAAAAAACUUCAAUAUGAAUCCAGCGGUUGAUGCGUGGGUGGUUACCCAGCGUGAGAGAGUCAAGUAUCAGGAGCAGUUCAAAGCGCUGCAGCCCGUGGGCGGCUUUGUGACAGGAGCUCAGGCUAAAGGAUUCUUUUUGCAGUCGCAGCUACCGCCACUGAUCUUAGGACAAAUAUGGGCUUUAGCCGACACGGACUCGGAUGGCAAAAUGAACAUAAAUGAGUUUAGCAUUGCAUGCAAGCUUAUCAAUCUCAAGCUGCGUGGCCUGGAAGUGCCCAAGACCCUGCCACCUACACUGCUUAGCUCUCUAACGGAUCCAGUAGGUGGUCAGACGCCCACAAUGACGCCUCGGGGAUCGACUAGCUCCAUGAGCCCGAUGGAUCCGCUUAAGAGUCUGGCUACUGCGGUGCCUGCGCCCAUAGCAGCGCCUCCAGUUGCUGUUGCAACUCCAGUUGCUGCUGUUGUGCCGCCCCCUGUAGUUGCGCCAGCUGUGUCCGCUGUGCCCGCAGCAAUUGUAUCGCCACCACAAAGCAAUCCACCCAGUCGUCACAUGUCCGUUUCGGAACGUGCGCCAUCCAUUGAAUCACCUCAAGGCGAGUGGGCGGUACAGGCGGCACAGAAGCGGAAAUACACGCAGGUCUUUAAUGCCAAUGAUCGCACACGUUCCGGCUACUUGACUGGAGCUCAGGCACGUGGCGUGCUAGUGCAGAGCAAACUGCCACAGGUGACGUUGGCGCAGAUCUGGACGCUGGCUGAUGUGGAUGGUGAUGGCCGUCUCAGCUGCGAUGAGUUUAUUUUGGCCAUGUUUUUGUGCGAAAAAGCGAUGGCUGGUGAGAAGAUACCUGUGACCUUGCCACUUGAUUGGGUGCCGCCGAGCUUGCGUAAGAUUAAGUCACGUCCAGGCUCUGUGUCGGGUGUUAGCUCACGUCCUGGAUCUCAGCCAGCCUCGCGACAUGCGUCGGUUUCAUCACAAGGCGCCGUUAUGGCGGACAUUGAUGCUGCUGCGGGCUUGCCACAGAACUCGUUUGAGGACAAGCGCAAAGAGAACUAUGAGAAGGGCAAAGUGGAGCUAGAUCGCAGGCGCAAGUUAAUUGAGGACCAGCAGCGGAAGGAGCGCGAGGAGCGUGAGCGUAAAGAGCGCGAGGAAGUUGAGAAACGUGAGAAGGCACGUCUGGAAGCAGAGCGCAAGCAGCAAGAGGAGCUGGAACGACAGCUGCAGCGUCAGCGUGAAAUCGAAUUGGAAAAAGAAGAGCAGCGUAAACGUGAACUUGAAGCCAAGGAAGCAGCUAGAAAGGAACUAGAGAAGCAGCGCCAGCUGGAAUGGGAGCAAGCCCGCAUUGCCGAAAUGAACGCACAGAAGCAACGGGAGCAAGAGCGCGUUCUCAAGCAAAAGGCACACAAUACACAGCUGAAUGUGGAGCUCAGCACGCUGAACGAAAAGAUCAAAGAUUUGUCGCAAAAGAUUUGCGAUACACGCGCUGGUGUAACCAAUGUGAAAUCGGUUAUUGAUGGCAUGCGCACUCAGCGCGAUACUUCGAUGAGCGAAAUGGCGCAGCUGAAGGCGCGCAUCAAAGAGCAAAAUGCCAAGCUGCUGCAACUCACGCAAGAGCGCUCGAAAUGGGAUGCUAAGAGCAAGGCCAGCGGUGCCGGUUUGACUGGCGAUGCAGCUCAGCAGGAGCAGCUUAAUGCUGCCUUUGCACACAAGCAGCUGCUGAUCAAGCAAAUUAAAGACAAAGUGGAGAACAUUGGCAAGGAAAUCGAAAGCAAGAAGGAGGAUCUCAAUUCGAACGAUGUGACCAUGACCGAGCUCAAAGGCGAGCUGUCCGCUUUGAUUGCCAAGUGUGAGGAGCUGUACAAGGAGUACGAUGUUGAGCGAACAUCUGUGCUGGAAUUGAAAUACAAUCGCAAGAAUGAAGCAGCUAGCAUUAGUGCCAGCUCAGCUUGGGAUACUGGCAGUGCAUGGGGCAGCACUGCGGCAGCCAGUGUGCCCGCCGCAGUGGAUGCCUACUCCAGCUAUGGCCUGGCCAGUGAGUCAAGCGCAGCUGUUGCUGAAACAGCGGGUGCUGCUGCUGCUGCUGUGGAUGACAGUGGACCAGCGCCAGAAGGCUUUGUUAAGUAUCGCGCUGUCUAUGAGUUCACGGCACGUAAUGCCGAGGAGAUAACAUUUGUGCCAGGAGACAUUAUAUUGGUGCCAUUUGAGCAGAACGCCGAGCCUGGCUGGCUGGCGGGUGAAAUCAAUGGUCAUACUGGCUGGUUUCCCGAAUCUUAUGUCGAGAAACUGGAGGAGGAGGAGCAGUCGGCUGUGCCAGCUGUUGCCGAAGCCGCAGAAGCUGUACCUGUAGCCGAUAGCUACAACGACAAUAGCAUGCUGCCUGAGUCAACAACUGUUGCAGCUGGCGACAUUGAAUAUUAUAUAGCCGCAUAUCCUUAUGAAUCUGCUGAGGACGGAGACCUCAGCUUCGGUGCCGGUGAGAUGGUGAUGGUUAUCAAAAAGGAGGGCGAAUGGUGGACAGGCACCAUUGGCAAUCGCACUGGCAUGUUUCCCUCAAACUAUGUGCAAAAGGCUGAUGUGGGGGGAACAGCUGCCGUCAGCACCAGCGCCAGCGCCACUGAGGCUUCAUCUGCUGCAGCUGCUGUUACUGAAACUGUAGAUCAGGAGUUGACAUACAAUGGAAGUAAUGCUGCCUAUGCCGUGCAGCAGCCGGAGCUGCAGGAGGCGGUGCAACAGUUACAGUCACAGCCACCACCGCAAGCACAGCCCGCUGAGUUGGAGGAGGCGCCCACCAAUGAAGAUCUCGACACUGAAGUCUCACAGAUAAACACACAGUCCAAGUCACAGACCGAACCGGCAGAGAGCUACAGCCGGCCCAUGUCACGCACUUCUUCCAUGACACCCGGCAUGCGCGCCAAGCGUUCGGAGAUAGCACAAGUCAUAGCGCCCUACGAAGCCACGAGCAGCGAGCAGUUGUCGCUGACUCGCGGCCAGCUGAUUAUGAUACGCAAAAAGACCGACUCCGGCUGGUGGGAGGGUGAGCUGCAGGCCAAGGGCAGACGCCGGCAAAUUGGCUGGUUCCCUGCCACUUAUGUUAAAGUGCUGCAGGGCGGACGCAACAGCGGUCGCAAUACUCCCGUCUCUGGCAGUCGCAUCGAGAUGACCGAAACAAUCUUGGACAAAGUGAUUGCGCUCUAUCCGUACAAAGCACAAAAUGAUGAUGAGCUAUCGUUCGAUAAGGACGAUAUUAUCAGCGUACUGGGUCGCGAUGAGCCGGAGUGGUGGCGCGGAGAAUUAAAUGGUCUCUCUGGACUAUUUCCGAGCAACUAUGUGGGACCCUUUGUCACGUCCGGAAACGUAUAACGAGGCAUUGGUGGUCUCUAAACAGCGUCAGGACAACGCUUCACACAACAACAACAGCAACCACAAUAAUAAAAAUUAUUAUACAAAUCACACGAACAACAAUUAAAUGCUUACAGCUCUAAACUAAGUUAAAGCCCCAACAAAAUAUUAACAAAAUGUAGUCAAAGUUUAGUAAACAAUUGUAUUAGAUAUUGUUAUUAUUAUUAUAAUUCUGACUAGGCUCAUUUGGGAAAAAAGUGCAAUCAUUACAACCAAAAACAACAACAAAAAAA
This is a messenger RNA of Drosophila busckii, 4122 nucleotides long. RefSeq names its product intersectin-1 (gene Dap160). Gene Ontology annotation, molecular function: calcium ion binding; protein binding; molecular adaptor activity. The transcript is spliced from 12 exons. Gene Ontology annotation, biological process: endosomal transport; clathrin-dependent synaptic vesicle endocytosis. Gene Ontology annotation, cellular component: intracellular vesicle; plasma membrane; presynaptic membrane. Lineage: Eukaryota; Metazoa; Arthropoda; Insecta; Diptera; Drosophilidae. The record is from RefSeq and is a predicted model, not a curated record. The coding region runs from base 509 to 3850 and encodes 1113 amino acids.